This is a messenger RNA of Lactuca sativa (garden lettuce), 516 nucleotides long. The record is from RefSeq and is a predicted model, not a curated record. Lineage: Eukaryota; Viridiplantae; Streptophyta; Magnoliopsida; Asterales; Asteraceae.
AUGGACCCAGUCCCAGAUAAAAUCUUCAAAGAAAGAUUUGAUCAAACCCCACAACAACCGCCGCCGCCGCCGCCGCCUCCUCCUCCUUCCUCCACAGACAAGCAUCAACUAUUCGUUCCAGUUCAACUGGAUCCUUCCAAUAAUCUGGUUUCAAUCCAACCCCACCAAAACGUUCCGCCAAAAAAGAAAAAGGACCGCCAUUCGAAGGUGAAUGGGAGAGGGCGGCGAGUCAGGGUCCCGGCGCUGUGUGCUGCUCGCAUAUUCCAGCUCACCCGAGAGCUCGGCCACCGCACCGACGGACAGACAAUCGACUGGCUACUUCACAAUGUCGACCCAUCGCUGUUUCCCCCGUCUUUCGCCGGAGGUAGUCCUCAGACGGUGGUUCCGGAGAACCAUCAAGGGGUGUCGGAGCUGGACCUGUUUCCGAACAUGUCAUUCACGUCUCUGUUGAUGCAAGUGGAAGAAGAUGAUGUGAAGACUAAAUAUGAGAAAAAUGAAGAUGCUUGGAAGAUUUAG